AUGUGGCAAGUCAUAAGGUUCCUUCAUAGAGCUGCUGAUCUAACAUUAGUGCCAUCUGUUGCUAUCAGCAAAGAUUUUGAAACUGCCCAUGUUAUAUCAGCUAAUAGAAUACGCCUUUGGAACAAAGGUGUUGAUUCAGCCAGUUUCCAUCCCAAGUUCCGCAGUCACGAAAUGCGAGUUAGACUAAGUGACGGUGAGCCUGAAAAACCAUUGAUAAUCCAUGUAGGACGCUUUGGGCGUGAAAAGAACUUGGAUUUUCUGAAAACGGUAAUGGAUAGGCUGCCUGGAGUAAGAAUUGCAUUUAUUGGAGAUGGACCAUACAGGAGUGAGCUGGAGAAGAUGUUUGAGGGGAUGCCUGCCGUGUUCACUGGAAUGAUGCAAGGCGAAGAGCUAUCACAGGCAUAUGCCAGCGGUGAUGUUUUCGUGAUGCCCUCGGAGUCCGAAACACUUGGUCAAGUAGUCCUGGAGUCCAUGUCAUCUGGAGUCCCGGUCGUUGCAGCUCGUGCUGGUGGUGUUCCUGAUAUAAUUCCAGAAGAUCAGGAAGGGAAGACCAGCUUCCUGUUCACCCCAGGAGACCUCGAAGACUGUCUUGGCAAGAUUCAGCUAUUGCUGACGGACAAGGAAUUCAGAGACAACAUGGGGAUGACGGCUAGAGCCGAGAUGGAGAAGUGCGACUGGAGAGCAGCUUCCAAGAAGAUCCGCAACGAGUUCUACAAUGCUGCGAUCUGGUACUGGAGGAAGAAGCGCGCAGAAUUGAUCAAACCGUUGCAGUGGCUGGCGCAGAUGUUCCUACCAGCACCUGAGGUCAACAGAAUCACACAACACUGA
This is a messenger RNA of Oryza sativa Japonica Group (Japanese rice), 828 nucleotides long. RefSeq names its product sulfoquinovosyl transferase SQD2-like. Gene Ontology annotation, biological process: glycolipid biosynthetic process; sulfolipid biosynthetic process. The record is from RefSeq and is a predicted model, not a curated record. Gene Ontology annotation, molecular function: UDP-sulfoquinovose:DAG sulfoquinovosyltransferase activity. Gene Ontology annotation, cellular component: chloroplast envelope. NCBI's taxonomy places the organism in Eukaryota, Viridiplantae, Streptophyta, Magnoliopsida, Poales, Poaceae.